Lichtheimia ornata is the source of this 1053-nucleotide messenger RNA. Its product is annotated as galactose-1-phosphate uridylyltransferase. The transcript has 2 exons. Gene Ontology annotation, molecular function: UDP-glucose:hexose-1-phosphate uridylyltransferase activity; zinc ion binding. NCBI's taxonomy places the organism in Eukaryota, Fungi, Mucoromycota, Mucoromycetes, Mucorales, Lichtheimiaceae. Gene Ontology annotation, biological process: beta-D-galactose catabolic process via UDP-galactose, Leloir pathway. Bases 1 to 1053 code for a protein of 350 amino acids. Gene Ontology annotation, cellular component: cytoplasm. The record is from RefSeq and is a predicted model, not a curated record.
AUGUCCUUUGAUUUAACGAACGAUACACAUCGCCGUUACAACCCACUCAAUCGCACGUGGGUACUUUGCUCACCACACCGCACACAACGUCCAUGGCAAGGUCAACAAGAAAAAGUGAGCCAAGAAAAGAAACCCGAGUACGAUACCAAUUGUUAUCUGUGUCCUGGAAACACACGUGCUCAUGGUGACAAAAAUCCCGAGUACACAUCCACGUUUGUAUUUCGAAACGACUUUGCAGCAUUAAGACCAGACCAACCAUCCGCCAACCAUGUCAUGGAUGAUGACUUGCUUCGAGUACAAGGGGUGCGAGGCGACUGCUUGGUAGUAUGCUUUUCACCACGUCAUGAUUUGACCAUGGCUGAGAUGGAUGUUGACACAAUCCUUGGUGUCAUCCAACAAUGGACCCAAUGCUACCGUGAUAUGACAGCAAAAGAUUACAUCAACUACGUGCAGAUUUUUGAAAACAAGGGUUCAGCCAUGGGAUGCUCCAAUCCCCACCCGCAUGGCCAAAUGUGGUGCAUGGAACGUAUUCCUAUCGAGCCACAACGUGAACUCGACUCGCUCAAUGCUUAUCGUGAUACGCAUCAUGGAAGAUGUUUAUUAUGCGAUUAUGCAAAUCGUGAGCUCAAAGAAAAAGAGCGCAUCGUUGUUGAAAAUGAUUCGUUUAUGGUGGUCGUCCCUUUUUGGGCUGUGUGGCCUUUUGAAACCCUGGUGCUGGCAAAGACGCACAUACAGUGUUUGUCCAAAAUGACAGAUGAUCAACAACGUGAACUAGCAGAUGUGCUUCGUCGCAUAACGUGUCGAUACGAUAACCUCUUUGAAUGCCCUUUUCCCUAUUCAAUGGGUAUUCAUCAAUCACCUGUGCGAGGCAAUCAUGAUGAAGCACACUUGCAUAUUCAUUUUUAUCCUCCUUUAUUAAGAAGUGCUACUGUCCGGAAAUUUCUAGUGGGAUUUGAGAUGCUGGGAGAGCCACAACGCGACAUCACACCUGAAAUGGCUGCAGAGAAGUUACGUGAACAAGAAGACGUCCAUUACAAGCAUCGUUCUUCAUAG